This is a messenger RNA of Spodoptera frugiperda (fall armyworm), 723 nucleotides long. Its product is annotated as inducible metalloproteinase inhibitor protein-like. The record is from RefSeq and is a predicted model, not a curated record. The coding region runs from base 47 to 550 and encodes 167 amino acids. Lineage: Eukaryota; Metazoa; Arthropoda; Insecta; Lepidoptera; Noctuidae. The transcript has 3 exons.
UAUAUUUGCCAGACUGAGAGAAAAUACUGUACCAAGAGUCGGCAACAUGUGGACGCGUGUGGUACUAAUGUCUGUCUGUUAUUUCAGUCUAGCUGUGGCACAGGGACUACUUGACUACUUUAAUCUAUACUCAUAUCAUACGGCUUGUGGUCCAAACGAAUAUUUCGAACGUUGUACACACAAAUGUCCACCAGAGAAGACUUGUGAAACUCGCAAAAUUGGUAUAGUUUGUCCAGCUAUUGAAACACCUUGUAUCGGAAAAUGUAUCUGCAAUGAGGGUUACUACAGGAAAAUACCUGGUGGUGAAUGUAUAUCCGAAGAAGAAUGUGGACCGGCGUGUGGUGAAAACGAGGAGUACAAGGAUUGCAGAAACCCUUGCAUAGAUGAGAGCUGUGAUGCAAUGGGGAGUCUCAUACCGAACUGCACCGCUCCUGAACCCUGUGAACCAGGAUGUGGUUGUAAAGAAGGGUACUACAAGUUCUUCAAUACGUUAUGUAUUCGCAAAUGCUAUUGCAGUCUACCACGGGAAUUACCUGAUUGUAGAAAUUAAUCAUGUUUAAAGUUCACCCCGUAUUACAAGAAACUUUAUACUUUAAUAGAUAGUUAACAUUUACAAAAAAGAUUGUAUUCUUGUUCCCUUUAUAUGGUGUAUAACUACUAUGAUUUGACAUUACAAAAGUUCCUAAUUUAGGAUUAAUUGAAAUAAAUGCUUUGACCUGACUU